Orycteropus afer afer is the source of this 741-nucleotide messenger RNA. RefSeq names its product ADP ribosylation factor like GTPase 13A (gene ARL13A). Gene Ontology annotation, biological process: non-motile cilium assembly; receptor localization to non-motile cilium. Gene Ontology annotation, cellular component: non-motile cilium; ciliary membrane. Gene Ontology annotation, molecular function: GTP binding; GTPase activity. Lineage: Eukaryota; Metazoa; Chordata; Mammalia; Tubulidentata; Orycteropodidae. The record is from RefSeq and is a predicted model, not a curated record.
UGGUUUCCAGCAGAAUGGACAAAUGUAUGAAAUCUGAACAGACUACGCUGCUGUUAGACAACUACAACGUUUCCAUCUACGACCUGAAUGGAGACCUGAAGGGCCCAGAACUGUGGCCAAACUACUAUGUGCAGGCUCAUGGGAUUGUUUUUGUGCUGGACUCUACUGACUUAGUGUGCAUGAAAGAAGCGAAGAUGACCUUACUACAUCUGCUGUCUGAUCCCAGAGUGACAGGGAAACCCAUCUUAGUCCUGGCAAAUAAACAAGACAAGAAGAAUGCCCUCCUGCCUUGUGAUAUUAUUGAGUACCUACUUCUGGAAAAGCUAAUAAAUAAGUCCCUGUGCCGAGUGGAGCCUUGUUCAGCCAUCAAUGACCUCCAAAAAGAAAAUUAUCAGCCCAUAAUUGAAGGGCUGCGCUGGCUAUUAGCUGUCAUUGGGGAUAGAUAUGAAGAACUAUGUACUCGCCAACACUUCUGUAUAAGGAUGAGAAGGACCAAAGAGAAGGGACUGAAUUUAGGACACCAUUCAAUUGAAGCUAGUCCCCUAAAGCCAAUCCUACAGAAAGAAAGUUUAAGAUUAAAAUCUAAAAAGAAGAAAUCAGUAACAUUUGCUUUGGAUGAGCCAAUGGAGGGAGGUGAAUGUUCUUGCAGAAAUGAAGAUCAGAAAUCUACUGAGCUCCAAUACAAUCAAAGUGAUGACUUGCAGACUCCAGCUCCAUAUAUUGAUGAUGAUCCUUUAGAAG